Eriocheir sinensis (Chinese mitten crab) is the source of this 1662-nucleotide messenger RNA. RefSeq names its product homeobox protein six1-like. Bases 502 to 1161 code for a protein of 219 amino acids. Gene Ontology annotation, cellular component: transcription regulator complex; nucleus. The transcript has a single exon. The record is from RefSeq and is a predicted model, not a curated record. Gene Ontology annotation, biological process: regulation of transcription by RNA polymerase II. NCBI's taxonomy places the organism in Eukaryota, Metazoa, Arthropoda, Malacostraca, Decapoda, Varunidae. Gene Ontology annotation, molecular function: RNA polymerase II cis-regulatory region sequence-specific DNA binding; DNA-binding transcription factor activity, RNA polymerase II-specific.
CCAGGCAGGGCGGGUAUCUGUGUGUGCCGUGACAAAUGUUUCCCUCCGUCUAUUUAUCGUUUAAUGAAUAAGUGUGAUGAUUAGGAAUACCGACAGUGUGCACUAUAUCAUCCAUCUUCUUAUGUUAACGCGGCCCACCCCGCUACCUGAACGGGUCUGGUCAUUGGCCGCGGGGAGAAGGACUCAGUGGUCGUCCCCGCCCCUGGCUCCUCCUCAUUGGCGGCCUUGGCGAUAAGCACUUACGGCCGACCAAUGAGCGGCGCGAGGCUCGUCAGGGGGCGGGGCCACAUCCGAUCCGGGCCAUGCAGUAUCGUAGGAUGGAAACGUGAGCUAAGCUUUGGCGUGUAGUAUAGUUUGGGUGAUCCCCUGGUGAGGAUAAGACGCACGCCGCCGUGGGCCGCCCGGCUGACUGGUUGUGUAGUGACCGCCACAAGUCUUGCUCGGUCUGCUCGGGCGGGCGUAGUGGGUGUUGUAAACAUUAGUACCGUGGCGGAUUAUAUUAUGAUAGUGGGGUCUAUGAGCGAGGCGGGUGGACAUCCAGGGGCCCCUCACCUGGGCCCUCCGACGCUGCCUCCACAGUCCUCUCUCUCGCCGCCCGCCGCCAUGCUUCCCUCCUUCGGGUUCACGCAGGAGCAGGUGGCCUGCGUCUGCGAGGUUCUGCAGCAGAGUGGCAACAUCGAGAGGCUGGGGAGGUUCCUGUGGUCGCUGCCCGCGUGCGAACACUUACACAAGAAUGAGUCCGUCCUCAAGGCCAAGGCUCUCGUGGCCUUCCACCGUGGUAACUUCAAGGACCUCUACCGGAUUCUCGAGUCUCACAAUUUCUCGAUACAGAACCACGGCAAGCUGCAGCAGCUGUGGCUCAAGGCGCACUACAUCGAGGCCGAGAAGCUGCGCGGGCGGCCGCUGGGCGCCGUGGGCAAGUACCGCGUGCGGCGCAAGUUCCCGCUGCCUCGCACCAUUUGGGACGGCGAGGAGACGUCUUACUGCUUCAAGGAAAAGUCACGGAACGUCCUGCGAGAGUGGUACGCCCACAACCCGUACCCGUCGCCUAGGGAGAAGCGGGAGCUGGCCGAGGCGACGGGCCUCACCACCACGCAGGUCUCCAACUGGUUCAAAAACCGACGGCAGCGGGACCGAGCAGCGGAGGCGAAAGACGGGUAAGUGAACAGUUCCUUUCCCCUCAUCCCGGCGCCGCCAGGCCGCUGCCGCCUUGGCGCCGGGCGGCGGCAGCACGACACGGCAAGUUUGUGUUGUGUCAGUUUGUCGCAUCCGUAACACUCUGAAACUUGCACCGGAAGAGCCGCGGCUCGGCCAGCUGGCACAGUCAUUUGCUCUGGUCGAAAGAUGACCUUGUGUGACGGGAGAUAAUUGCUGCCACUCACACGUCCACACAGCCCGCGGCGGCCACGGCUGCCCGGCACGGCGGCAAGGUCGUGUUGUCGUGCUGCCUCCCGUCAUGCUGCACCGCAGGUCCCUUUGGCCAUACAUUGGUGUCCGACACUCACACGCUUUCCUUAGUUUCCUUUUAGCUCGGGCCGUAAAGCACUCCGGGAGGGAGGAAAAAAGAACUAAUGGCCUCCAGGUGCCCAUUUGUGUUUACGUUGUUUGUUUUGUUUUGAAUGUUUUCACAACCUUGAUGUCUUUACAAUGUUUGAACUCGCG